CGUGGACGAGCAGGAAACGCCGCUGCCCCGCUCCUGGAGCCCGAAGGACAAAUUCAGCUACAUCGGCCUCUCGCAGAACAACCUGCGGGUGCACUACAAAGGUCAUGGCAAAACUCCAAAGGAUGCUGCUUCAGUUCGAGCCACGCAUCCUAUACCUGCAGCCUGUGGAAUAUACUAUUUUGAAGUUAAAAUUGUCAGUAAAGGAAGAGAUGGUUACAUGGGAAUUGGGCUUUCUGCUCAAGGUGUAAAUAUGAACAGAUUACCAGGUUGGGAUAAGCAUUCGUAUGGUUACCACGGAGAUGAUGGACAUUCAUUUUGUUCGUCUGGAACUGGACAACCCUAUGGCCCAACAUUUACAACUGGUGAUGUCAUUGGUUGUUGUGUAAACCUGAUCAACAAUACCUGCUUCUACACAAAGAAUGGACAUAGUUUGGGUAUUGCUUUCACGGAUCUACCGCCAAACUUGUACCCUACAGUAGGGCUUCAAACACCAGGAGAAGUUGUAGAUGCUAACUUUGGGCAGCAUCCAUUUGUGUUUGAUAUUGAAGACUAUAUGCGAGAAUGGAGAACCAAAAUUCAGGCUCAGAUCGACAGAUUUCCUAUAGGAGAUCGAGAAGGAGAAUGGCAGACAAUGAUUCAAAAAAUGGUUUCAUCUUAUUUAGUUCAUCAUGGGUACUGCGCAACAGCAGAGGCUUUUGCCAGAUCUACAGACCAGACUGUACUAGAAGAAUUAGCCUCCAUUAAAAAUAGACAAAGAAUUCAAAGAUUGGUUUUAGCAGGAAGAAUGGGAGAAGCCAUUGAAACAACACAACAGUUGUAUCCAAGUUUACUAGAAAGAAAUCCUAAUCUCUUAUUUUCAUUAAAGGUGCGCCAAUUUAUAGAGAUGGUGAAUGGUACAGACAGUGAAGUGCGGUGUCUGGGAGGCCACAGUCCAAAAUCACAAGAUAGUUAUCCUGUAAGCCCUCGAUCAUUUAGUAGUCCUAGCAUGAGCCCCAGCCAUGGAAUGAAUAUUCACAGUUUAGCAACAAGCAAAGGAAGCAGCACACAUUUUUCUGGUUUUGAAAGUAGUUGCAGUAAUGGAGUAAUAUCAAACAAAGCACAUCAGUCUUACUGUCAUAUUAAACACCAGUCCACCAGUUUGAAUGUACCUGAACUCAACAAUAUAAAUGUAUCAAGAUCACAGCAGGUUAACAGCUACACCAGCAGUGAUGUAGACAUGGAAACAGAUCACUAUUCCAAUGGAGUUGCAGAGACUUCAUCAAAUGGCUUCCUAAAUGGUAGUUCUAAACAUGAUCACGAAAUGGAAGAAUGUGACACAGAAAUGGAGGUUGACUCAAAUCACUUAAGACGUCAGUUAUGUGGAGGUAGCCAGGCAGCCAUUGAAAGAAUGAUCCAUUUUGGAAGAGAAUUGCAGGCAAUGAGUGAACAGCUAAGGAGAGAAUGUGGCAAAAAUACAACAAAUAAGAAAAUGCUAAAGGAUGCAUUCAGUUUACUUGCAUAUUCGGAUCCAUGGAGCAGUCCAGUUGGAAACCAGCUUGACCCAAUACAGAGAGAACCUGUGUGCUCCGUUCUUAAUAGUGCAAUAUUAGAGACGCACAAUCUGCCAAAGCAGCCGCCACUUGCCCUAGCAAUGGGACAGGCUUCACAGUGUUUAGGAUUGAUGGCACGUUCGGGAAUUGGAUCAUGUGCAUUUGCCACUGUGGAAGACUAUCUACAUUAGCUAUGCAUUUGAAGAUUUCAAGUAUGUAUUGUGGCGUAUUAAACAUGGAGGUAGAUCAGCUCUGCUGACUGGAAUUUGGAUCUUUUAAUUAUGUACUAAGGACAGGUCUGUCGCUUUACGUUGCUUCCUAGUUUACAGCAUGAUGCAAAUUAUUUUCUAACUUAGUGUUAGGAGAAAUUUUCCAUCUUUAACCUCUUAGACAACUAAGAGUUAAAAGUAUCACUGAUGAUGUCAGACAUCCAAACUAAUGAUUACAAAUUAUUUAAAUGAUUGUUCAAAACAAACCAAAAAUCUUACCCCCUUAAGGCGGGGCAGACGAAUAGAAAAUGUUGUGGAUGUGUUAGCAUGUGGGUGAUGUAAACUUUCAAGCAGGAUGACUUGCCAACCUCCACCCUCAUUAUUACAUAGUUCAAUCAGUGUAACUUGCAAAAUGCAUAAACACCUGACAGUUUGGCUAUAUAGUGUUGAUGGGAAGAAAUAUUUUUAAUGUGUACUGUAAAACUUGAAAUACUCAGGAGCUGAGUGAAUAUGUUUGUUGCUACUUACAAUCCCUACCUGUUGAUCUUAGUAGUUUUUGUUUUAACAUGGUCUUUUCAACUUUCUUUGUUUAACUAUGGACAACUUCUGUUAUAGACUCACCAGUUUAACUGUUGUAUAAUAACAGUAUUACAUGUCACAGUGUGGUUACGACCUCUAUUUAUAUAAAUACCAAAUAUUAGUCAAUUUACAGUCUUAAUUUAAUCUUUGUACACCUUUCAUUUUUAAAAGUGCUUAAAUGAGUACUAUAUUGCAAUAAAAUGUAGUGAUAUCAUAAUUAACCAGCCAUUAAAACUUACUUAUACAGCUGUUAGUAACAUGGAUUUGUAUGCUACACAGAUUUUACUUUGACGACUUCUAGCUUUUGAAACUGAUGUGAAUUGAUCACUUCAACUAUGUACAGAGCAGAAGCAUCAAGAGGUUGUAGAAAGUUAAAAGUGCUUUCUCAUAAGCAAAAUACUGCUUGUUUCUUGUGUUAUUGUUUAGGAUAUAGUCUGGCUUGCUCAGGUCUGAGCUAAUGGACCAACAUUAGAGCUGAACACACCAAUGGUGCUGAGAGGGUGCCACUAAGGAAAUGUUUUCAACCUAUUUGCCCUAAAAUACAAGAUUUAAUUUAAUCACACCCAAAGAGCAUUGACACUAGAUUUCAGAAGAGGGAAUGUAAAAAGAUGGUACGACUCUGGAUUUUAAUUUCUGCACUUACAUUAGUUAGUAGGAAAACUUAGUUAUAGAAGGCACGCAUCCAGAAACAAAGUGGGGUUAAAUGACAAGGUGCAGCUUACGCUAGCUAACAGAAAAACUACUGCAAGUAAGAGUACUAAAAGGAAAUUUGAAGUGAAUACUCAACUUGAAAGACGCUUCACAUGAAGGCCCUCUGCCAUUAAAGACCAGUGCAAUUUUUUUUUUUCAUGUCAGGAGCUACUGAGGAAUCUGUUACCUGAAAAGAGUCAGGACAACCCAUUUCUAGUUGCAGGACAAUUUGUUAAACAAAUUCUGGAGCGAACUGCUGGGGUUGCAAACCAUGUAGUCUUAACGUAUCCUAAGAAUCCAUUACUGUAAUGUCUGUUGAGCAACAUUAUGCAUGUAGUUUACUGAAAUUAUGUUGAGACUUGGUUUAAACAGCUUGAUACAGUCCUGUAAGAAUAAAGUGAUAAUAUUGUUAACGAUUAACAGAUAAACAUGGUUCAAGUGCUAGGGUGCAGUUUUCUGUUCACGCUGGUGAUGACACACUUGUGAAAAGUUAGAGUAGAAAAUUUGAGGGCUGAGAAUCUAGCCCUUUACGUCUCUCAAGCUUUGAUACAGAGAGCACUACUAUAUAAAAACAUAACUGAGUCUCUGAAGUUGCUGUGUAACUUCAUCUAAUGGCUGUUUUCAUCUUUUGAGGUAUGGCUUCACUGCUUGAUUCUUGUGCAGGCAUCUUGCUUCAAAUUCCUUAUGAACUGGAGCUGUGAAAAGCCUACUCUAAAAGCAAUCACUACAGAAUUAAGUCUCUCAAUUGACCUCCUUGAAUAUCAUUGGUAGGGAUGAAAAACCCUGUUCAAUUAGAUAACUAGUUAUCUGAUUACAUGGGGCAGUUGGAGGCUGCCACGUUGUGAGUUAGGUAUCAGACCUUUUCCACCUUGACUGAACAAAAUGAAGGAGGCAGGGGAUAAGAGUAUACAUUCACUUGAACGUAAAUGAAAUUUACACAGACUGUCUUUGGAGGGAAAUCUGUGAGAGGUUAUGAAAAGAAGUAAUUGUUGCCUGGUAGUCUGCUUUUUGUAUGAUCAAUCAAAAGGUUAUGGGGUGGGUAUGUGCUGUAAGGACAAAU
Pelodiscus sinensis (Chinese soft-shelled turtle) is the source of this 4067-nucleotide messenger RNA. The record is from RefSeq and is a predicted model, not a curated record. NCBI's taxonomy places the organism in Eukaryota, Metazoa, Chordata, Testudines, Trionychidae.